Naumovozyma castellii is the source of this 822-nucleotide messenger RNA. RefSeq names its product Pet54p (gene PET54). The transcript has a single exon. Lineage: Eukaryota; Fungi; Ascomycota; Saccharomycetes; Saccharomycetales; Saccharomycetaceae. The record is from RefSeq and is a predicted model, not a curated record. Bases 1 to 822 code for a protein of 273 amino acids.
AUGACUAGCAAUAAGAAUACUAAACUCCUCACACAUCUGCUCGGGAAUUUGAAAUCUACAGGAAGAAUAGUCGGUACAACUGCUGCCGCAGGUAACGGCCUUCCCACAUCGAAUAACAUCAAAACUAUUAGGCGACCUAAUUACAUAGCGAAACCUACAGUGUUGAAGUUUACAAGUUACGAUCCAUAUUUGACGAAGAAUGAUUUCUUGUCGCUUAUACCUGAAAAUGUUUUUGCCCAGGCGCCUUUAACAACAGAUAUGGAAACAAAGUACGAUUUUACAUUAAUAAAGAAAAGGGAUCCCAAGUAUUUUUUAUUUAAGGAUCAAUAUUACUUGAAAUUCUUGAACUUCAUCAAGUUGCAGCGAUAUUCAAAUGUUACUAAAUUUGCGAGGUUAAAGAAAGUACGUGUAAAUUUUAAACCAUUACAAAAUAUUCAUGAAAAUGAUUUGUUUAUGACGAAUCAUCAAUUUUACUUACAAAAUUUGGUUGCAGCAUAUAAAUCAAAAGAGGCUUACUUGCAACAGAUCAAGGGUUUAGAAGUAUCGCCCGUUGAAUUGUCAACAGUGGAAAUGGAAGAAAUGGAAGAAAAUUCAUUAGUAGUAUGGAAUUUACCCAAUGACAUGAAACCGAUUGAAGUACAAAACUAUUUCUGGUUCUAUGAUAUUAAACAUUGUUUUAAACUAUAUUGGAAUGAUACUACUUCGUUACAUUAUUUUGCAUUUAAUAAUUCAAAGGAUGCAGCUGACUUUAAAUCCAAUUUCCAUGGAGUUAAUUUUCACAAUGAGGCCUUAUACAAAAUCUUAGUUGAAAGACUAAUUUGA